AUGUUCGGACAAGUUGUUAUAGGCCCACCAGGGUCAGGGAAGUCCACAUAUUGUCAUGGGAUGCACCAGUUCAUGUCUGCAAUUGGACGGAAACUGUGUAUAGUGAAUCUCGACCCAGCAAACGACCGAUUACCAUACCCAGUGGCUUUGGAUAUUCGCGAUUUUAUCACCCUUGAAGAAAUCAUGGAUGAACUUAGUUUGGGGCCUAAUGGUGGUCUCAUGUAUGCAUUAGAGGCCUUGGAUGAAACCGAGGUGGAUGUGUUUGUAUCGCGUGUAAAGAUGCUCAUGGAUGACCAAAAUUAUAUUAUUUUUGAUUGUCCUGGACAAGUUGAACUUUUCACUCAUCAUAGUUCACUUUUCCGUAUUUUCAAGAAAUUGGUCAAACGUCAAGACCUAAGAUUAUGUGUAGUGUCAUUAGUUGAUCUGAUUUAUCUCACCAGUCCAUCGCAAUAUAUUUCGAUCCUUCUUCUUAGUUUGAGAUCAAUGUUACAACUUGAUCUUCCUCAUGUGAAUGUGAUAUCCAAAAUCGAUAUGCUUAAGAAUUAUGGACCUUUACCAUUCAGAUUGGACUACUACACAGAGGUACAAGACCUUUCGCAACUCACCCCUUACUUGGAAAAGGAACUGAACUCCGUUUUAGGUAAGAAUUAUGUUAAGUUAACGGAAAUGAUUGGUGAACUUGUGGAAGAUUUUAACUUGGUUUCCUUUGAGGUGUUAGCAGUGGAGAAUAAGCAAGCUAUGAUCAAUUUAUUGAGUAUUAUAGACAAGGCUAAUGGGUAUAGUUUUGGUAGUUCAGAGAUUGGUGGAGAUACCAUCUGGAGUGAAGCCACUAGACAAGGUGGACUUCCUGGAUAUAAAGAGAUUGAUAUUCAUGAAAGAUGGAUUGAACAUAAACACGAAUAUGACGAAGAAGAAGAGAAACAACGCCAAGAAGCCAUGCCGGAACAACAACCACUCACCGAGGAAGAAGAAUGGGAACAAUCUCUUGAACAGUGGGAAUCAGAAAGAGGAGGAGAAGGAGCACUUCAGAGAUAG
Molecule: messenger RNA, 1035 nt
Organism: [Candida] anglica
Lineage: Eukaryota; Fungi; Ascomycota; Pichiomycetes; Serinales; Debaryomycetaceae
Source: the annotation of a GenBank genome assembly